AUGUUCCUUGCUGCUUGCUUCUGCGGCCUUCUCGGCCUCCCGGCUGUCCGCGCGGACGGCUGGGAUGACUUCUCGAAUAAUCUCGCAACCGAUCUGGCACCGUUUCUAUCCCUCUUCGGCGAGCAGAUCACGAAGCAAUACCUCAGCGAAAGCAUUACUCCGCUUGAUUAUUUCAUAUUCGCAAUGGCACCCAUGGGCAUCCUGACGGCAGUCGUCUCUGCGAUUCGCGUGUGCGGGAGCCCGUCGCUGCGCGCCUUCGUCGGCAGAGCGCAAGAAGGGGGAGGGAAUGCGGAGGCCGAGUUGUGUUCCUCAACGAGCCGCGAUGUGUGCGAACUCUACAACAACGGUGGCAUUGCGCGUGUCUUCGGUCGCCCAAAGAUCCUAGAAGUCGUUUACGACCAAGAUCUGUCACCAGGUGAUUUCGAGAAAGAAGGGAAGGCGGGAAUAUACACGUUUCAAGAGUAUCUCGAAGAAAAAGGCAAGGACAAGUGGUAUCGACGCAAGGACAAGUGGUAUCGGUGCCAUUGGAAAGACAAUGAGGACGUGGAGCGGGACCCAAGCCAGGAACCCCCUCACCCGGCAUUUGCUCCGAAUCUCUCUCUCAACAUUGGGAUCCAGAAACAAGACCCAGCCGUUUUCUGGACAGUCGCUAUUGGCGGCUUCAUUCUGCAGGCUGGUGUUUUGGUUUUUGCCGUCAUUGUGACGUACUAUCUACAAUGGGAGAAGAACGGCAGUCGUCCAGAAUCGUAUGCCUGCCCACUGGUUAUCAUUGGAACUCUUCUUGUUUGCGGCGGGAUCUUUCAUUGCGCAUUUCUUGUGGGCCAGAGUACCGACGAAGAAAUUUGGCGUAAGAAAGAGAGCCACGGAUCGUCAUCGUCCAUAUAUUGGGUGCAGCCUGGAGGACAAGUUCUUGGGGAUCAAACAUUUGACCCAUUCUCCUACGGUGAUUGCGAUGCACCUCUGCAAGAAUACAUCACCUCAUGGAAGAAGCAAUCAAAAAAUUCGGAACUCGCCGUUUGGGCAGCUGUUGGUACCACUAUCUCUGGCUUUGUGCUGCAGUUCAUCGGCCUACGGGCCAUACAUUCAGCAAUCUCCGUGGCCCAGCUUGGUGCGAUAAUGGUGAUGAGUGCGGCACGGGCAGCACUCCGUAUGCAGCGGUUGAAGCCGGAUGCUAACUCCUUUGCCAAGAACCCGGACGAGGUUGUCGGGCACGAGCUUGACUGGCUUACCCUGCGCAUUGGCCGAAAAGAUAUCCAACAAGACCUAGUCCGCGAUCCCUGCGAGGAAUUUCGAGAUCGAAAUGGUCGAGGUCCGACUUGA
Ilyonectria robusta is the source of this 1320-nucleotide messenger RNA. RefSeq lists its product as uncharacterized. The transcript is spliced from 2 exons. The record is from RefSeq and is a predicted model, not a curated record. The coding region runs from base 1 to 1320 and encodes 439 amino acids. Lineage: Eukaryota; Fungi; Ascomycota; Sordariomycetes; Hypocreales; Nectriaceae.